This is a messenger RNA of Lindgomyces ingoldianus, 1142 nucleotides long. RefSeq lists its product as uncharacterized. The annotation marks the transcript as partial. NCBI's taxonomy places the organism in Eukaryota, Fungi, Ascomycota, Dothideomycetes, Pleosporales, Lindgomycetaceae. The record is from RefSeq and is a predicted model, not a curated record. The transcript has a single exon.
CUGAGAUCCCGCUUGUUGUGGCUUCUUAGCGCUUGGAUCGGAUACUGUUCAGUUCAUGACACAAUGCCGACACGCAACCGGCUCCAGGGCUGAGGUUAUGCUCUGGUAUAUGGUAGCCUGGAAAUUGGAACUGGAACCUGGGCAACGGUGAACGGAAUGGGUCCAAGAAAAGAAUGGAUUGAGGCGGUAAUUGCCACCCGGAUUUGGCGAGUGCUGUGGCUAGGGACAUCCUCUAGUGCCCAUCAUCUUUCCCAGGAUAGACCAUCUUUAUUUCCUCAUAUAAAUCUACCGCCUCCAUCUAUAACCACUGGACGGCGAGCUAAAUAUCCCCAAAUCAUUUCCUAACACCAUGGCCGGCUCACCAGAUCCAAAUGACUUUUCCCAGUAUUUCGCUUCCACUCCAGAGUUACAAACUGCAGAUACACCCCCAGGCCGACAGGAUCGACUUGGGGUUCCGGAAACUGUGCCUUCAAGGUCGACUUCGCCAACGCAGUACGAGUUUAUCACAACCACCGGCGAGGAGAGCGCAACGGCGAGCAAACAAAAGUUGAAAACAGUUCGAAGCCAUGUGAUGAAGAACUAUUUGCAGCAACAGAAAGGUCGAGGAUCGGGAGAACCUUCCCUCUCGCCGGCAGCUGAGAGAAGAAGAGGAAAGCAACGUGCGAGGUCGAGUCGGUCCACGUCUCGUGAGACGGAACGUGUGCCAAUCAGCCCGACGGCAGAAGGACGUUCGGUGACCGCUGAGGUUGGGUCCUUAUUCUCAGGCAUUUCCUCAUACACAGCCUUGAUAGGUGGUUUUGAGGGACAAACGAUAUCAGGUAAGUGAUACGCCCAGGAGGCCACUAUUCCUAUCCUGAGAAGAGUAGGUAUACACCAAGGGCAAUUGGCCUUUCCACUAGAGACAGGUUCGAGAGCCCCUACAUUUAACUAAUCGCCGCCGACUAAGCUAACACUGUGUGCUUUGGUAUAGGAAAUAAGCAGCCGUUCGCACUGGAUUUCGAGUGGGACUCUCCUCGAGAUGAGGUGUCAAAAUUUGCGGAGCAGUACGUGGCGUCUUUGAUCCAUGACAAGAGAGCUAGCCUUGUAGAACCGAGUUUUGAAACGCUGAAUUCCAAGGGCGAGACUGUGCGAAUGAUCAAGGA